CCCUUUAUAAUUUAUUUUUCCUGUAGUAGUUUCAUGGAUCUAAAGUAAGGAACAAAAAGUGACUAAUCACCCUAGAUAUCAACAACUCUUUUUCUCACAAUCUCUAUUCUCCAUCUCUCUCAAUCUUUCAAAUUCCUUAGAGAAAAAAAAAAACCAAGAAUGGCACUAAGUAAUAAUGUGAUAGGUUGUAUUAACUUUGUAGCCAUGUUACUUUCAAUUCCAGUAAUUGGUGCUGGAAUUUGGCUAGCAAUGGAACCUGACAAUUCUUGUGUCAAAAUUCUACAAUGGCCAGUAAUUAUAUUAGGAGUUCUUAUUUUAGUUGUAGCACUUGCUGGUUUUAUUGGUGGAUUUUGGAGAAUUCCAGCAUUAUUAAUUUUCUACCUUAUUGCUAUGCUUAUUUUAAUAAUAUUGCUAGCAUGUUUGGUUGUAUUUAUUUAUAUGGUUACUAUUAGAGGGUCUGGUCAUAUGGAACCAAGUAGAACAUAUUUGGAAUAUCAUCUUGAAGAUUAUUCUGGUUGGCUUAGAAGAAGAGUUCAAAGUUCAUUCAAAUGGGAUAGAAUUAGAACUUGUCUUAGCUCUACAUCAAUGUGUGCUCAAUUGAAUCAAAGUUAUAAGAUGGCUCAAGAUUUUUUUAAUGCACCUUUAAGUCCUUUGCAGUCAGGGUGUUGUAAGCCACCAACACAAUGUGGUUACACAUUUGUGAACCCAACAUAUUGGAUUAGUCCAAUAAAUAAUGCAGCAGACAUGGAUUGUUUGAAUUGGAACAAUGACCAAACACAACUUUGUUACUCUUGUGAUUCUUGCAAAGCUGGAUUAUUGGCUAAUUUGAAGAAAGAAUGGAGAAGGGCUGAUAUUAUUUUGCUUAUAACUCUUGUUGGAUUAAUUUGGGUUUAUUUGAUUGGGUGUUGUGCUUUUAGAAAUGCCAAAACUGAAGAAAUAUUCCGCAAGUACAAACAAGGAUAUGCUGAUAAUUAACAUGUAAUUUAUUUAAGCCGGAUUCAGAGUUUAGAAUCGAUGUGAUUAUAUUAUAUGUAUGCUACUUAAAUGUUGUUUUUUCUCCCAUUAGUAAUACAUAUUUUGAAUUGAAAAUAGUGAGUUUAGUUGAACUCGCCCUAAA
Messenger RNA from Solanum pennellii, 1117 nucleotides. RefSeq names its product protein TORNADO 2. The transcript is spliced from 2 exons. The record is from RefSeq and is a predicted model, not a curated record. NCBI's taxonomy places the organism in Eukaryota, Viridiplantae, Streptophyta, Magnoliopsida, Solanales, Solanaceae. Gene Ontology annotation, cellular component: plasmodesma; plasma membrane. The coding region runs from base 160 to 975 and encodes 271 amino acids. Gene Ontology annotation, biological process: auxin-activated signaling pathway.